Melopsittacus undulatus (budgerigar) is the source of this 3803-nucleotide messenger RNA. Its product is annotated as zinc finger CCCH domain-containing protein 18-like. Bases 251 to 3178 code for a protein of 975 amino acids. Gene Ontology annotation, cellular component: precatalytic spliceosome. The record is from RefSeq and is a predicted model, not a curated record. NCBI's taxonomy places the organism in Eukaryota, Metazoa, Chordata, Aves, Psittaciformes, Psittaculidae. The transcript has 19 exons. Gene Ontology annotation, molecular function: metal ion binding; RNA binding.
AUGACGUCACGCUAUGGCUUCCCUGCACCGCCGCUAGUAGAGGUUCCAUCCCGUUCCGUGCUGUAGUUUCUUCCCUUCUCCCCCCGGUUCGCAGUACCACCUCUCCUCCCCGGCCUGGCCUGGCUCGGCCUGUCCCGUCCAGUACAGCCCAGGCAGGUGGGCAUAGGGAGAGCUCCAGCAGCCUCUCUUGGCAGGGCACAGCAGGAGGACCUCUGCUUGGCAAGAGGUCUUGUGAGACUAUCGGGUACUGAUGGAUGUUUCUGACAGUCCUGAGCGAAACCCCUGCUCUCCUGAUGAAGAGGACCAGCAGCAUUCCAAUGAUGAAGUUCUGAAGGAGAGUUAUUCAGAUCGGGAACUUGAUGGAGAGGGUGGACAAGGCAGAAUUAUGGGAGAGGAGGAGGAUGCAUCCAGAGGACUGAGUCAUGGUGAAGAGGAGAACCACUCAGAUGAAGAGGACCUCUUAAGUGAAACUAAGUCUCAGGAAUCUGACAACAAGCAGAGUGGGGAGCUGAAGAGCCCUCUGCCUUGCAAAGGAGAGGAGGAAGACCAGACAAAUUACCUUGGUGAUGAAGCAUCCUCUGUCACCCGUGAACUAGAUGAGCAUGAGCUGGACUAUGACGAGGAAGUUCCUGAGGAACCAAGUGCUGCUGCUGUAGAGGAGGAUGGUGAGAAAGCUGCUGGUGAGGAUGACAAGGAAGAGGAGAAAGGAGAUUAUGCCUAUGAAGAUGAGAAAAAAUCCAGCAGCAAAAGUGAUGAUGAAAAGGAUGGCCAGGAUCCCCUCAAGGAGAAGAAGAAAGAUGAUGAUGGAGAAAUUGAUGAUGGAGAAAUUGAUGAUGAUGACUUAGAAGAAGGAGAAGUUAAAGACCCCAGCGACAGAAAAGUGAGGCCACGUCCCACCUGCCGAUUCUUCAUGAAAGGUCACUGUACUUGGGGCAUGAACUGUCGAUUUAUUCACCCUGGUGUGAAUGACAAAGGAAACUACUCCUUGAUCUCCAAGCCUGAGCCCUUCUCCCCAAAUGGCGCUCCUCCCAUUGGCCCUCACCCACUGAUGCCAGCCAACCCUUGGGGAGGGCCAGUUGUUGAUGAAAUCUUACCUCCACCCCCUCUAGAACCUCCAACAGAAAGUGCCUGGGAGAGAGGACUCCGACAUGCUAAAGAGGUAUUAAAAAAGGCGACUAUGAGAAAAGAACAGGAGCCUGACUUUGAGGAGAAGAGGUUCACUGUGACUAUUGGAGAAGACGAGCGUGAAUUUGACAAAGAAAACGAGUUCUUCCAUGACUGGAAUUACUGCAUCACCAGAGACGUCAGAGAUCCAGCGCUUGAUCCCUAUACAGAUUCCUAUUAUGACUAUGAAAUAGAACGGUUCCGGCGUGGUGGGCAGUAUGAGAAUUUCAGGGUUCAGUAUACAGACCCAGAUCCAUAUCGUAACUACAGAGAAAGAGAGCGGGAACGGGAGAGAGAGAACAGACAACGAGAAAGGGACCGGGAGAGGGAACGGGAGCGGCGUCAGCGGGAGCGAGAACGGGAAAGGGAACGGGAGCGCGACAAGGAACGCCAGCGGCGGAAAGAAGAGUGGGAACGGGAACGAGAACGGGUAAAGAGAGAUGAAAAAAGCAGGCAUCACAGGGACCGGGACAGGGACCGGGAAAAGGAGAAAGAAAAAACAAAGCCCCGGUCCUUACUGAUACCAAGCCGUCAACCUGAGACACCAAAGAAGGAGAAGGAGAAGGAGGCAACCACACUUACCACCAUUCAGUCCAAGAGAGCAGAUGAAUGGAAGGACCCCUGGCGCCGAUCCAAGUCUCCCAAAAAGAAGCUUGGUGUGUCUGUCUCUCCCAGCCAUGUGCACAGGUGCCGAAAAACCUCUGCUUCUUCAGCAUCUGCUUCUGGCUCUUCAAGGUCCUCUUCUCAUUCAUCCACCUAUUCUGGUUCAGGUUCCUCGCGAUCUCAUUCCAGAUCAUCUUCUUACAGCUCUUACUCUAGUCGCUCUUCAAGACACAGCUCUUUCUCAGGCAGCAGGUCCAGAUCACAGUCCUUCUCAUCUUCACCCUCUCCUUCUCCAACACCAUCUCCACACAAGCCACUUGCGAAGUCUAAAGGGGUGUUAUUACCACCUGCUGGGAAGGGUGAAAAAUCUGUGAAGAAACUAGCUGCCCUCCCAGUUCCUCAGCCACUCACUAAAAUUACAACAGCUGCACCUGAGCCAGCCAAACCCGGGGAUAAUCCAGAGGCAAGAAGGAAGGAACGUCAGACAAGGACUCCACCCAGGAGGCAGACCAUCAGCAGCAGCAUCAGUGGCAGUGCCAGCAGCUACAGUGGUUCCAGUUCCCGAUCUAGGUCCUUGUCUCAGUCUCUCUCCAGAUCUCAUUCCAGAUCAUCAUCUGCCUCAGUCUCCCACUCUCCAUCUGGAUCCAGGAAGUCCAGGUCCCUGAGCAUGAGCAGCGUUUCUUCUGUCUCUAGUGCCUCCUCCAGCAGCAGCUCUGUAAGCAGCGCUGACUCUGAAGAUAUGUAUGCGGAUUUGGCCAGUCCUGUUUCCUCAGCCAGCUCCCGAUCCCCAACCCCAGCACAGCAGAAGAAAGGUAGAGGAAAGUCAAAAAAAGAAGAUAGCACUAAAGAGGAGAAGCAGAAAUGGGAUGUGCCCGCUCAGCUCCUGAAAUCAGCCAAGCCCACCCAAGGGAGCAAAUCACAACAGCUCCUCCAGACCCAGCAGCCAUCAGCCCCCCAGUCUCAGCAGGGAAGCUUCAGCACUCACAAAGAGAUCAAACUGACUCUUUUGAAUAAGGCAGCUGACAAAGGAAGCAGGAAAAGAUAUGAGCCAGCAGACAAAACCAGGCCAACCUCUCCUCCAGCCAAGCGGGUGGACCUGUCAUCUGACAGAGUAGGCUCUCGUGACAGGAAGGCAACCGGGAGACUCUCUUCACCCAAGGAAGAACGACAAAGGGGCCAGAACCCAAAACCUUCUCCUGUGCAGACAGACAGGAAGUGCCAGCUCUCACCUCAGUCCAAGAGCUCCAGCAAAGUCACAAGUAUACCAGGCAAAGCAUCAGAACCAGGCCUCAUGGGUGCCAAGGCAGGCAAAUCCAGCACCCUGUCCCGACGAGAGGAGCUCCUGAAGCAGCUCAAGGCGGUGGAAGAUGCCAUCGCUCGCAAGCGGGCCAAAAUCCCAGGGAAAGUAUAGUGAGAAGUGCCCCUGAGUGACUGUUCAUUUUUUUUUAUAAAGAGUGUCAAAGCAGCCACGUUGGGAUUUUGCAGUUCUGUCUUGUUUUGGCUGCAAUUCUUUAAAAAAAAAAACAACCCAAAAAACCAACCAAACCCACGCAAAAAACCCACAAGCACAAAAACCAGAUUGAAGUUUGUCAGCUGAGACACCUGCAAUGCCUCACUCCAUGAGAUGUUCCAUGUAAAUUAUGCACAGAGGACUUCAGCCCCCUCCCCCUUUCUCUCUGCCCUCUCUCCUCUUUGCUAGCCUUGAAUUGUAUUCUCCUAGUUAGUCCUGCUUUGUUGAGUGUCUUCAGCAAUGCAGUUCUAUGCACUCUGUAACGAGAGAGCCAAAAACUGCUGUGAACUGCUGGCAACAUCACCUUCUCCCCCUGCCCUCCCCCCCAGGAACAAAUAUAUAUAUAUAUAUAUAUAUUCUUUACUAAAGUCUCAUUGGGAAAAUGGCCAAUCUUAUUUUUGGCCUAUGCUUAGUUUAAGCAGCAGAAUGUCUUAGUUGAUUCAAGAGGAGCCCUGAGGAUGCUGUGGGCAUGUCUGUCUAACAAGGGAGGGUCCUUUUCCUCUUGGUUCCCCCCCCCUUUUUUUUU